Molecule: messenger RNA, 6185 nt
Organism: Clupea harengus (Atlantic herring)
Lineage: Eukaryota; Metazoa; Chordata; Actinopteri; Clupeiformes; Clupeidae
Gene: efnb3b
Product: ephrin B3b
Biological process (GO): axon guidance; ephrin receptor signaling pathway
Cellular component (GO): plasma membrane
Molecular function (GO): ephrin receptor binding
Source: RefSeq, a predicted model, not a curated record
ACUAAACCGGAGUGGAUUUAUUUGAUUGGAAGUGGAUGUGUAUGUGGAAGGCUAAUGAUGCAGGGAUGAUCUGUUCGAUGCGACAUCUGCAUUGAGUCCUAACGUCAAAUCGUUGUAGGUGCAUUAACCCCAAACGCACGGUUAACAUUGGGGGCGCUCUAGGUCUAUCAUAGCCUUGGCACGCAGCUUCUGUCGUGCGUGUUCGUGUGACUGUGCGGUAGCAACAGCCUUCGGAGGGGUGGGUGGUGGGGGGUUGGUUUGCGUGUUUGAGAGGGAGAGAGGGAGGGGGAGAAAAAGGACCCCGUGUCGGGCCACUGAAACACUGUAUCCCGUUAGAGAGAGGAGGGGGACAAGGGGGCGCCCAUGUAAAUUUUGGGAGGGCUGAAACGGCUUGAUACCGCCUCCUGGAAAAAAAUGGGGAGAGAAAAAAAAUCGGCUCCGUUAGUGUGCCUGCCAGCCGGAAGAUGGGAUUUUUUUUAUUCCAGAGCACACCUCCCCUUUCUCCUCCCUCUCUCUUUCUCAAACAAGUCAGUCUGUCAAUGUGCCGCCUGCGAGCGUUAGGACAAGUCGGGCCAGGGUUUUGAGCAAGUGAGUAGAAAAGCCAUCUAGAUUUUUCACGACUCGCCUUAUCUGACUGUUUUAACACACGCAGGAAACUCCUGUGUGCAAAUUCUGUCAAUUAGCUGGAGCAACGUUUCCCAUCUAUAUUUAUCUUCGUGUUGAACUUCGGAUUUUGUUCUGAAAUAUUGACUAAAUAGUAGAUUUCUGCGACUGGGUUUUUUAUGAUUACUCUGGGUCGCUGCACCUGAAACGACCAUUUGAUGAUCAUCAUCGACAGACCUUAAUGCUCAAGGAACGUGAAUGAGUGUGGGUCACUGGACGUACGGAAUUACAAGUUGAAUUCGGAGAAGAGGGGUGAAAAUCGAAUCAAGGAGCCUCGACUGCGCAGGGUAGCGAAGAGAGCACCAAAAGGAGAGAUGAGAAGUCUCGCUUGUAUCAACAUGUCCUUGUGAGGAUGGCAUUCGGAGAGCUGGAGAAAUAUCUUUGAUGUUAAACAAUCAUUCAUUUACGCUCAUGUUUUGAUCAUUUCGUCCUGUUCCCAUUUGUCUUGGGGGGACACGAGAAGCCAACUGCAGAGAACGGAUGACAGAGGUAAUGGGAGAGAAACCGAACAGAAUCUUAACAGAUAACAAGACGAGAGACAGGAGAAGACUUGUAGUCGUUAGAUAUUCUGUUGAAACAAAUCAAUAGACCACUGGUUAAAUACGGAUAAAAUAUUUUCCAAAGCGGCAUUAGUUUUGUCUGGAAGGACUUGCAUUGAAAAGAGGACCAUAAAAACAAGUAAUGGAAUUGGCAUAGCACAUAACCCGAGGACACUGAAAUAGGCUAUUUUUCUAUUUGAAACAUUUUCACCGUGGCCUUUUAUUGUGGACGGAUAGGUAAACUUUUUUCAUCGAAUCGAAAUAUUUAUUUUCUGUUGGCUCUGUCCUUUUGGGGGUCUUAUAUCCAUGCCAGUGCCUAAAACACCUAUCCCCUAACACAACGAACCACCUACAGCCUACACCGGGCUUUAACGUUUUGCAUUGGAGCGUCUCGUCCUCCUACCUUUGGGAAACGGAAUCCCUUGGCAUUUAUGGGGGCGAAUAAACGGGAUUUUGCGUUUGAAAUGGAGAGUCGAAGCUGUGGAAAUGGAUUGGGAAUUCUGCUAAUAUUCUUAGUGGAUUUACUUGGAAUCUCUGCGUCCAACAUGGAGCCCAUCUACUGGAAUUCAAUGAACAAAAGAUUUGGGGAUGCCCAGGGCUACGUGCUGUACCCCCAAAUCGGGGAACGUCUGGACCUCAUCUGCCCAGGAACCGAAACCCCGGGCCCCCACUCCACGUCCGAGUACGAGUUCUACAAACUGUACCUGGUGUCGUCGCGGGAGCAGGCGGACCGGUGCGAGGUGACCGGCUCGCCCAACCUGCUGCUGACGUGUGACAAGCCCUCGGGCGACACGCGCUUCACCAUCAAGUUCCAGGAGUACUCGCCUAACCUGUGGGGCCACGAGUUCAAGACCAUGCAUGAUUACUUCAUCAUAGCCACCUCAGACGGAACUCGCCAAGGCCUGGAGAGCAUGAGAGGGGGUGUGUGUGCCACAGAGGGCAUGAAGGUGGUCCUUAAAGUGGGGCAGAGCCCCUACGGACUGCCCCCGAAACCAGCCAAACCAGAUCCGGCAGGACGCACCAACUCCAGGAACCCUGGAGGGAACGGCACGUAUCCCAGAGUCCCCGGCGAGAACGGUCCUCUGCCCUCCUCCAACAUCCCGCUGAUUGCCGGGGCGGCCGGAGGCUCCGCCUUCCUCCUGCUGGUCAGCGCGGUCAUCUGCGUGGUCUGUUACCGCCGGCGACACGCCAAACACUCGGAGUCGCACCACCCGCCCCUGUCCCUCUCCUCCCUCACCAGCCCCAAGCGCGGAGGCGGCAUGGGCGGCAUGGGUGGCAUGGGUGGCAUGGGUGGCAUGGGCGGCAUGGGUGGCAUGGGCGGCAUGGGCGGCAUGGGGGGUCUGGGCAGUCUGGGUGGAGGGGGCGGCGGCGGCGGCAACAACAACGGCUCGGAGCCCAGUGACAUCAUCAUCCCGCUGCGGACUUCCGACUCGGCGUACUGCCCGCACUACGAGAAGGUGAGCGGGGACUACGGCCACCCCGUCUACAUCGUCCAGGAGAUGCCGCCGCAGAGCCCCGCAAACAUCUACUACAAAGUGUGAGGAGAGAGGGAGAGAGUGAGGGAGGAAAAAAACACAGAGAGAGAGAGCGAGAGAGAGAUUAAAAGAAACAGAGAGAGAGUGAGUGAAUGAGAGAGAUGCCAAAUAAAAAAAAAAUCACCCCCUCCAGCCCCCCCCCAGCCCCACCAAGUAAACACACUCCUGUGCCCCCAAACGAUGCACGCCGCAUCUUUCUCCCCCCUCCAGAAGCCUGUGAUACACUCCUCUCUCCUCGGUCUCCUCUCUGUGGCAGUGAGACGGACAGCAGAGCCACACACACACACACACACUCCCCGUCGCCCCCACAAACGAGCUCUCUCUUAGUUCUCAAACUCUGAAGGCUGUGUGUGCUUAAGCCCUGUUAACACUCACACACACAGUUAUGAACACACACUCAUAAUCACAGAAGUACACACACACAUACACGCGCACACACGCACACACACACACACAAACACACACACACACACACCUGCACCUGUUUUGCUGUGGGGUUGUUUUGGUGCCCCAUCCUCUCGUGCAGCGAGUCAGGACUCACACUGAUGUGAGCGGCCGAUGACACAAAUACAGACACACACACACACACACACACACACACACACACACACACACACACACACACCCUCCCCACACUGACCCAUCCACUCUCUCACCAAGUGGAGGGACGAAAGAAAAAGAGAGAAAGCAAAAGAAAAGAAAGACUGAAGAGAGAAAAGCCCUGCUGUGUUGCCGGGGGCGAUGCCACAGAUCUGUUUUCAAUAACCAACAACAGACAAACAAAAGCAACAAAUACAAACCAGAACUGUGUUUUUUUCGUGUUCUUCUAGACUAGAGAAAAAAAUCUGAACUCUGUUCUCUUGAGAAUUAACACUAAAUAGCAUUUUUGUUUUUUUGUUUUUAGUUUUUUUUUCUGUGCUUGUCUGUGUAUUUCUGUCACAAUGGGGGAGGGGUCUCUGUGACUCUGACCAAUCACCACACAAGGCGGUGGUCAUGUGAGGUCCUAUCUGAAGCCGGAUUGGCCGGUUGAGUCUUACAUGGUGCUGCCGUGGAGAAUCCUGUAUAUUUUAUUAACGUGCAAAACUUGUGUGUGAGUAGAACUAUAACAAUGACACUUAAGUUGCACACGAAUGUGUCUGUGCCGAUAGCGCGCUUCAGUAGAAAGUGUGUGUGACUGUGGUUACGUGUGUGUGUGUGUGUCUUGUGAACAAAUGGGCGAGUGUAUGUGUGUUUGCACCUCUUUGCGCGUUAGACUAUUCUGAAACCAAAACACAAACGUAAAACAACAUCAAAAAAGAGAUUUUUUUAACGCUCUCAACACUUAUAGAUUAUAUAUAUAUAUAAAUAUAUAUAUAUGAUUACUCAGUAAACCAUUCUUAGACAUUUUCUUUUUUUUAUUGUUAUUGUUAUAAUGUUUUACUUCUUCUGUGUAAAAUGUUGCCUUUCAUUGCUAGAUUAUUAUUUUUAAUUUGAAUUUUUUGUAAACCUAUGGAGUGUUGACCUUGUUUCCCUUUCUGUUCUUGUAAAUUAAUUUAAUAAUUUCUUAUUUUGUGUCUUUAUUUUCCUCUAAAGAGGUCUCCUCUUUUUUCCCCUGUUUCACCCCCCUUUCCCCACGUUUAUUUUCACCCUCCUUCGCCUUUUGUGUAUUUUUAUAUCUCGUCGUUAUUACGCAGUAGUGUUCGGGAGUUAGACCUUGUUUUGUGGAAGUGUUGAGGUAGAACAAUCUGAGAAAGCUUUUCUUGUUCUAUUCUUAGAGAAAAAAACAAAAGAAGAGAAAUGUGCAAAUCGCUUUUGAACUAAUACAAAACAAAACAAAAAAAAUGCAGAAAAGAAGAAGAAAGGAGGACUGGGAAGAAAGGAGAAAAACAGGGGGGAUAGAGAACAGACAAGUGCAGAACUUCUUGAAAGCAAAAAAAAAAUAACAGGGAAAUCAGGAAAGAAUUGCACAUAAGAAACAUAAGGAAGGGGGUUUAAAAGAGACCGGAGGGGGGGCAUGAAGCAGGAAAGGGAGAGGUGAAGGACGACAAGAACGGGGAGAAUGGAGGAUGAGAGGAGCAGAGAGAUCGAGGGAAGAGAGGAGGUAGAGAUUUCUUUAUUGGCCUCCGGAGAUGAAGGUUUUGAAGAGCGUCGUUCUGAGACACGCACAUCUGUCAUGGGCUCGCCAGGGAAAAUGAAAACUACGGCAAGCAAACAGGGAAUUGGAUGAUAAAGAGACGGGCAAAGACACAGACAGACAAGAUCACAAUAUCUUACUUUCAUGGUGACACACACACACACACACACACACACACUCUCCCACCUUCACACAUGCAUCUUCUUUUCAAGCAGAAGUUUGGAACUCCUAAUGGAUUCUUACCAUUUCCUCUCUCUGUGGUUUGUCUUAAAGCUCACACACACACACACACACACACACACACACACACACACACACACAUGCAGGGACAUUGUGGUAAGACAGUCCCAACAACUUCACAGAGUGCACUUUCAGGAGAGACUCUGAUGUCACUCUGAGUAGCAGAUUAACACAAUCAAUACCCCAUCCAAUGCCGUCUGGCUAUCUCUCCGACACACACACACACACACACUCACACACUUACACACUUACACACACACACACACACACAAUACUGAUUACAACCAAUAAUAAAUACUGAUAACUCUGAAUCAGUCCCUCAACCACACACGUCUAAGCACGAACACAGUCUCUCUCUCUCUCUCUCACACACACAUACACACACAGAGCCUGAUACUGACACACACACAUACUGAUUGCACUCAUGUGGUUCUGAAUUCCGUCUGAUUGCAGUGACCUCUGAUUUUUCAGAAAUUGUGUGACUUUCACACACAUAUACACACAUGCUUACACACACAUACAUUGACAAGUCAUUCGCAAAAAAUAAAAAUGUAAAAAGUGCAAAAAAAUAAAUAGUGCUAUUUUGUACGGUAAAAGCCUAAAGGCGUGGUUCGUGGUCGUGUUCCCCAAAGGUGUUCUGAGAGCUGUAGGAACUCAUUUUGAUCGUGAGAUUUCUUCUCGUUCUUUUUGUUUUUUAUUUUUGUAUUUUUUAGCUUUCCGCUUCCAGUUGCUCGGUUUUCGUCGCCAUCUCCUAACGCUGUGGGUUCUGUUCCCGUGUGUGUUUUCACAUGAAGCUUCAAGGCAUUGCCUGCUCUGCAUUUCACUGUGCCACUUGAACACACACACACACACACACACACAUAUACACUUUCGGUCGUUCCGUCAGCAGGACACUGUCCAUCCCCAUAUCAUUGUUUCUUUGUUUUUGUUUUUGUUUUGAUGGAUUUGUUUUUUGUCGUCAUGUUGUCCCCAAACCUGCUUUAUGCAAUAAGCUCUAUUAAGCAUUGCAACAGUGUUUCAGCCAAGUGUGCAAGCACAGUGUACAUGUCAAUAUUUUUGUGCUAGGAUUUUUGCAGAUUAAAAGAAAUAAGCCAA